AUGUCCAAGAGGAGGGGCAACAAAUCCACCAAGGUUCCAGGGGUCAAGUUACGGCCAGCCGAAAAAGGGGCAUACUCACGACCAGUCGAAGAAAGUUGCUGGGCACAGGACUCGCAAGAUGGCAGCGAAGAUACCUCUUUCUAUGAUUCAUGUCCACGGCCGCUCAAGGGUAUGUCAAUUUGUGCCACUGGAGUUCCUGACAAGCCCACACUGUUCAAACAAGCCGUCGAACUGGGCGCUACAUGUACACCAGCCUUUACAGAUCGCGUAACACAUCUAGUCGCCAUUGACCAUGGAAGUGCAAAGUAUAUGUGUGCCCUCGAACGCAAAAUCCCUAUUGUGACACCGUCCUGGAUUACAGAAAACUACAAGAUAUGGCUCAAGGGGGACGAUGUAGACGUUGUAAAGAGUGUGGAGCAGCAUCGACUACCUAUCUUCUCUGGGGUGGUCAUAUGUCCCUCUGGAAUCACCGACAUUACUAGAAGAACCCAGAUAAGCAAACUCGUGCAAGCACAUCAAGGCGAAUAUCUCAAAAACCUCGAGCGGCCGGUUCGCGUCACACAUCUACUCUGUUCAGGCGACGAGGAGACGGAAAAGAUGAAGUAUGCAGAAAAGUUCAAUAGUCGAGGCGAAGCCAAGAUUCAUUUGGUAUGGGAAGAGUGGUUUUGGGACUCGAUUGAUUUUGGUGGCAGAUUUGACGAAGCUAAAUAUCAAGUUAGUCUUCCACGUCCCGAACGAAAAGCCCUACAGCGCAGCAGUCCUCCACCCCCCACUUCAUUCGACGUUCCUUCUCAACACGACGAAAUCCCUUCCUCUUCAGUUGCCUCCAGACAGCCACAAGUGAAGAAUAUGGAAGAGGCGGAGGAUGAACCUGCUUUUGUGAACGUUUUACCUGCUGUCACACUUCAGCUGUGGGGCAGUCUCCUUGAGCGACGUGGGUACGAAAUCACCGAUGGAGAAGUCAUUCUGAGUCCCUCGAAGGGUCUUGGCAAGCGAAAAGCUUCUGAAGAACUACAACCUCCUUCCCCGGUCAAGUUUGGUGCAGCGAGAAGCGUCAUUUCGUCAUUUAGGCGUGCUAAUUCAUUUGCCCCUGCUGUUCCGAAUGCCAAAGCAGGCCCUUCGCGACAGCUCCCGUUCCGGCGCACGUCGACCGCAAUGGCUAUUAUGGGUGACAACAAUGCCUCGACAAGUGCCCUACCCGACCCAACUACGCCUCAAGCCUCACAGAUCUUCUUGGGAAUGAAGCUCCGUAUCCUAGGGGAGGCAAGGGGCUCUAAGGUACGGGAGGCCAUUGAAAAACUGGGCGGUACUAUAUCGGUUGACGAGGAGGAAGAUGUCGACUUUAUUAUCGUUCGUUUGGUCACCGGAAGCAAGUUGUAUAGAGAUGAAGAGGACGAAUCGCUGAGGGCAAAAUUCCGCACUGAAUGUUGGCUAGAGCAAUGUAUCUACGAGGAUCGUAUAUGCGGUCCUCAUGAACAUAUUUCCUCUGUGCCAAUCGCAACCCAAAUUCCUAUCCCUGGAGCUGAGAAAAUAAGGAUAGCGCUCUCUGGAUUCGACCAAUCUGAAGCAUGCGGCCUAGCCCGAUUUUUCAAGGCUACUGGUAUCACUUUUGUUCCUCAAUUCAACAAAACCUCAACACAUCUGCUCUGUCCGGCUGGCAAAGGCCACAAAUUUGACAAAGCUAUUGAGCGGAACAUCCCAGUUAUCGGUCUCGAAUGGCUGCGCGCUUUUGCAUCAACGGGUGUGGCUCCUGGUCCUAACGAAUAUUUGAUCGCUGGUCCCCCUCAACCCGCCGCAGAGGAUGGUCAACCCAUGGACAUCGAUGUUCUUCCUAUGGAUGUUAAAGGCAAAGGAAAGGCGAAAGUGGACAAACAGGCGGCAUCUGAUGCUAUGGACGUCGAGGUUGAAAAUAUUAUGAUGAUGCAGGACAUCACAAAUGAAAGUCCUCCUGAGCACAAUGGGCCUACCUCUAAGAAGAAGACAAAGCCUUUGGAGCGUAUCGCAACAGUCGUGAUAUCCACUCCUGAACCUCCAGCCCGAAUGUCAUUCGGCCAACCAAAUGAAUCUUUGGGCGGUCCUGCACCGGUCAGCCAUCCCUCCUCAAUUCCUACACCCGGCGAAACGAUUUUAAGCCCACUUGCGCAAGGCCUCCUUCAAGAGCAAGGCUCGGAAACCUCCCUACCCCAUCUUUCUCGCAGACCAAGUUCCAACCUGAAUGUAAACCAUGACACUGAUUCCAACCCCAACUCUCAUCCACAGCGUGUAUUACAACUACAAAAAACGAUAUCUGUGCUUGAUGUGACGGAUAAAGUGGGCCGGGUCCCAUCUUCAACAUCGCCGUCGCCGAUGAAGAUCCCGCGGAAUCAGGGAAGCAGGUCUUCACUUUCACCAGUGAAAAUCGACCAUCAGGCGACAAGGGCGCUGCAGGAGAGUAUUACAUCGCUACUGGGAAAGCGGGCGUCGCCCGAUGGGGAAGGGGCUGGAGGGACUGCUGCUGUUGGACCAGAGAUGGUUGGUGCUGCAGGGCCAAGGAGUGGGAAGAGGCAGAGACCACAGAGGUCCAAGCCACAGUCGAGGCAACCUUCUGGUGACGCCGAACCACAACCAGCUGCCCCUGCCCCUGCCACCAGAGUGCGAACCCGAUCAAGCCGUCACUCUCAAGCUUCAGCCUUCGGGGACACCCACAGUCCCUUUGAAUCAUACCCUGACAGCAUCGACCUGAACACUCGUGGCGAAAGCGUCCGCGUGAUGUACGAGGACCCGGGGCAAAAAGAGGAGCAGAAACGGCUUAUGAGCUUGCUGAAGAACCAGCCCGCGGCGGCGGAAGAUGAUUCGAUCUCAAACAUCAGUAUCAGCGCGUCGAAUAUCAGUGUAUCGAGUAGGAGGGGCACGAGAAGGAGUACAAAAAUUGGGGUUGAGUUUGUUUAG
Psilocybe cubensis is the source of this 2928-nucleotide messenger RNA. RefSeq lists its product as uncharacterized. Lineage: Eukaryota; Fungi; Basidiomycota; Agaricomycetes; Agaricales; Agrocybaceae. Gene Ontology annotation, biological process: DNA replication initiation; mitotic G2 DNA damage checkpoint signaling; mitotic DNA replication checkpoint signaling. The record is from RefSeq and is a predicted model, not a curated record. The transcript has 10 exons. Bases 1 to 2928 code for a protein of 975 amino acids.